AUAACAAAUAUAAAAUCUAAUUUUAUAUGAUAAUGAAUAUAAAAAUGGAAAGCCAGAAAAACAGAAAAAGAAUCUGAAAUUCUAAGUGAUGUCUACAGCUCGGCCGUCGACGGCAUGGCAUUCGAUGACGCUUCAGCGACGGCCUCCGCUUCCUCAGCGGCGGCGUCCUUUAGUAGUCCAAUCCUUUAGGCGGAGCGACUUCGACACCUUCGCUCGCCGCGUGGCCUCCGGCGAGGCCUUGAAGGACGCUUGGCGAACGGCCAACGACCGCUUUGAGCAAUUCGUCUUCGAAGCUAAAAAAACCGCUGAACGGUUAAACCGCCAGUACUCCGUUUCCCGCCGACUCUCCUCCGUCGUUCAAUCCGCCACUGACCGUGCUCGUGAGCUCGACCGGGAGCUCGAGAUUGGUAUCCGUUGGCGAACAUUUACGAUGGAUUUUCGUAGGAAUUGGCCUAGGUACAGGAAGCAGCUGAAUGAUUUCUUAGAAACUCCAUUAGGAAGAAGUUUUGCUAUGAUUUUCUUCCUCUGGUUUGCAUUAUCCGGUUGGCUUUUUCGAUUCUUAAUAUUUGCCAUGUGGAUACUACCAUUUGCUGGGCCUCUUCUCAUCGGGACUAUUGCCAAUAGUCUUGUUAUUAAGGGUGCUUGUCCAGCUUGUAGGAAACAGUUUGCUGGUUAUAAAAACCAAACGAUACACUGUGCAAGCUGUGGAAACAUUGUAUGGCAACCAGAAGGAGACUUCUUUGGCAGAGGUAGUAGGCGCACCGGUUCAAAAAAGUCCGAACCAGAAAUUAUCGAUGUCGAGUUUGAGGAGAAAUGACAAGAUGGUCUUGGAAAUAUACAGGUAUGAUUCUCGCCUUGCCAUAGUCCAAUGAGUCUGAACACCUCCCUCCCCCUUUUUCCUAAUCUCGAAAAACAGUUUUUACUCCAUUUGCCAUCAGUGUCUGUACUGUAUAUUUUGUAGUUCUGAGUUUUUCCUGAUGAUAGAAAAUGUUUCAUUUCAUAGCAUUUAGCAAUUAGUUUGAACUUUGAUGUGAGGCUUAGAUGAUGAAAUUUCUGUUCGAUGUUGGACAAAAUUAUGAUUAAUUUGUAACUUUUAAAAAUAAAAUCUAUAUAGAAUUGAAUAAAA
This is a messenger RNA of Gossypium arboreum, 1126 nucleotides long. RefSeq lists its product as uncharacterized. The record is from RefSeq and is a predicted model, not a curated record. The coding region runs from base 89 to 817 and encodes 242 amino acids. Gene Ontology annotation, cellular component: chloroplast. Lineage: Eukaryota; Viridiplantae; Streptophyta; Magnoliopsida; Malvales; Malvaceae. The transcript is spliced from 4 exons.